GGUGAUUUUCCCCCACCCAUCCCUGCAGCGCGCUUGCUCUCAGCAUCUUUCCUGGAUUUUUUUUCCCCUCCUACUGUUGAACGACAGAAAAGGGUGGGGCCGCGUCCCUGCAGCAGAGACGGCGGCGGCGGCAGCGCUGCAGCAGCAUCGAGAGCCGCGGCCGCAGCAAUGCUCCGUCUCGGAGGGAGCUGAUCGCCUCCGAGCCCCGCUGGGUGGUCCGGCUUGGAGUGGACGUCCGCGGUAAGGACAUCCGAACGCUCCUUCGGCAGACACUCUUGCCCGGGCCUUCCCCUGCGCCAUGGCUUAAGCCGGCGGCCACCGCACCUUCGUCUCCUAGCUCGGCCGCAGCCACAGGGAGGGGCGCGUCCCCGACGCCCUCGCUCCGGACCGGGGACGCCGCGUCCCUCGCCCUGCAGUGCCCGCAGCUGACUGCGCUCCCCAGACCUUUGCAGGCGGCUCCCGGAGGCCUUUGCAGCGGGUAAUCGAAGGACCGGACAGACUCGCCUGCCCGACCUCCCCGGGGGCUCUCAGCAGCAGGAGCACCAGGUAGCCCUAGCCGAUCCGGGAAGGGGAAGCGGUGGGGACGAGCUCGCCAGCUGGGGGUCAGGGGCCCGAAGGAAGAGUAGAGACUUGUUUCAGAAGCCACCGAAAGAAAGCGGGAGGGUCGGCCUUGCAGCGCGCAUCAUGGCGUGGCCGUGCAUCACGCGGGCCUGCUGCAUCGCCCGCUUCUGGAACCAACUGGACAAGGCGGACAUCGCCGUGCCCCUGGUUUUCACCAAGUACUCGGAGGCCACGGAUCACCCCGGCGCCCCGGCGCAACCGCCACAGCCGGCUCCUGCGCCCCCCUCGGCGCGUACGGUCGCCAUAGAGACGCAGCCGGCCCAAGGCGAGCAGGAUGCGGUUGCCCGGGCAACGGGGCCGGCGCCAGGGCCAGCAGUGGAGCGCGAAGGCGCGGGCGCCUACGGCCGGGGAGGGGCGGCCGCUGGCCUGGGUUCCGGCCAGGCUGUCGGCUCCGGCUCGAGUUCGGGCACCGCGGACUCGGUAAUGCGGCAGGACUACCGCGCCUGGAAGGUGCAGCGGCCCGAGCCCAGCUGCCGGCCGCGCAGCGAGUACCAGCCGUCGGACGCGCCCUUCGAGCGCGAGACCCAGUACCAGAAGGACUUCCGCGCGUGGCCGCUGCCGCGCCGCGGGGACCACCCCUGGAUCCCCAAGCCCGUGCAGAUGCCCCCGGCCUCCCAGGCUGCGGCCCCCGUGCUCGGGGCGCCCCGGCGCCGGCCGCAGAGCCAGGAGCGCUGGCCGGUGCACGCGGCCGCUGACGCCCCCGAGCAGGAGGCGGCCCCGGGCGGCCCCUGCGGGCCCGCGGCGGCGGGGAAGCCGUCGGGCGGGGACGAGCGCGACACGCGCAGGAAGGCCGGGCCCGCCUGGAUGUUGCGACGGGCCGAGGGCCUGGGGCCAGAGCAGACGCCGCUGCCCGCCGCGCAGGCCCAGGUCCAGGCCCAGGCCCCAACCCCGGCCCCCGAGACCGGCAAGGGGCGCGAGGCGGCCGACGCCCUCAACAGGCAAAUCCGCGAGGAGGUGGCGACGGCGGCCGGCAGCUCCUACAGGAAUGAAUUCAGAGCGUGGACCGACAUCAAGCCUGUGAAGCCCAUCAAGGCCAGGUCCCAGUAUAGGCCCCCGGGGGAUAAGAUGUUUCACGAGACCAGCUACAGCGCCCAGUUCAAAGGGGAGGCCAAUAAGCCGACGCCAGCUGAUAAUAAGGUCAUUGACCGCAGGAGAAUACGCAGCCUCUACAGCGAACCUUUCAAGGAAUCUCCAAGGGUGGAGAGACCCAGUGUCCAGAGUUCCAAACCAAAAAAGACCUCAGUGAGCCACAAGCCGCAGAGGAAGGCCAAAGACAAGCAGGUGGGGUCGGGCCGGGCGGCCAAGAAAAAGGGCGUCGAGGCCAGCACCGCCCCCGCCACCAAGGAGCAAAGUAAAGAGAUGAACAAUAAACUGGCUGAGGCGAAAGAGAGCCGCGCGGAGCCCAAGGAGUCACGUAAGAAUCGAGGUCCAGUAACCACAGAGCCGCAUGUGGAGCCAGGUCCUGUGGGCCCGGCGCCUCUGAAAGAUCAAAAGCCGGGGGUCCAACAACCUCCAAAGGAUCAAGGCCCGCCGGCCCCCCAGCCUCCGAAAGAGCCAAGUCCUGUGGCCCCAGGACUACUGAAGGAUCCAGGACCCAAAGUCCUGGCAGCGGCGAAAGAGCAAGCUCCCCCGGGCCCCGAGCCUGUCAAGCACGUGGCUCCUGGGGUCUCAGCACCCACCAGGGAGCCUCCCAAGAACCAAAGUCCCGUUGCUGCAGCAGGAAUUAAGGACCAAGGUCCCAUGGCCCCAGAGCCUCCCAAGAACCAAAGUCCGUCAGUUCCCGCACCCGUCAAGGAUCAAGGGCCUGUGGUGCCUGGGCCCCUGCAGGAUCCGAGAACCACAGUCACUGCACCUGGAAACAAGGAAGGCCCCGUGGCCCCAGAGCCUGUGAAGAAUCAAGGUGGAGGAAUCUUGGAGCCUCAGAAAGAUCACAGUGUGGCGGGACUGGCACCCGCAAAGAGCCAGGGCCCAGGGGUCCCCACACUAGUCAGGGACCAGGGCCCCCUGGUCUCAGGACUAAUCAAAGAUCAGAGUCCUGUGGUCCCAGGGCUAGGCAGAGAGCAGGGUCCUAUGGUCCCCACGCUAAUCAAAGACCAGGGUCCUGUGGUCCCCAUGCUAAUCAAAGACCAGGAUCCUGUGGUCCCCACGCUAAUCAAAGACCCAGGCCCUGUGGUCUCCACACUAAUCAAAGACCAGGAUCCUGUGGUCCCCACACUAAUCAAAGACCAGAGCCCUGUGAUCUCAGCACUAAUCAAAGAUCAGAGUCCUGUAGUCCCAGCACUAGUCAGAGAUCAGGGUCCUGUGGUCCCAGAGCCUCCGUGGAAACAAGGCCCUGUGGUCCCUGAGUCCAUGAAGAAUCAAGUUCCUGUAAUUCCGGUGCCUAUGAAAGGUCACGAUCCUCUGGUGCCACCAGCAGCCAAGGACCAAGGUCCUGUGGUCCCUGAGCCUUUGAAGACUCCAGGUCCCCGGGGCCCUCAGCUGCCCACUGUCUCACCCCCAGUCAAGAUCCCAACUGUCCCCCAUUCGGAAUAUAUCGAGGGUUCCCCUUGAUGCUCACCCCCUUACAUGCCGAGGAAGGCGCUGGCAGUGAAAGGGCCCCCGCCGGGGGCAGCCAAGACACAUAGUUAAUCUGCAUGAAACACGUAUUGUAUAGUCUUGCUGGAAUCUAAUAAAUUUGGUCCUUCGGGCUCAGCA
Messenger RNA from Sorex araneus (European shrew), 3315 nucleotides. It is a transcript of the gene MAP6, whose product is annotated as microtubule associated protein 6. The record is from RefSeq and is a predicted model, not a curated record. Gene Ontology annotation, biological process: dendrite morphogenesis; positive regulation of axonogenesis; cytoskeleton-dependent intracellular transport. Gene Ontology annotation, molecular function: calmodulin binding; microtubule binding. NCBI's taxonomy places the organism in Eukaryota, Metazoa, Chordata, Mammalia, Eulipotyphla, Soricidae. The transcript has 4 exons. Bases 685 to 3171 code for a protein of 828 amino acids. Gene Ontology annotation, cellular component: Golgi-associated vesicle; axon; microtubule.